Molecule: messenger RNA, 204 nt
Organism: Opisthorchis viverrini
Lineage: Eukaryota; Metazoa; Platyhelminthes; Trematoda; Opisthorchiida; Opisthorchiidae
Exons: 2
Coding region: 1-204 (67 amino acids)
Source: RefSeq, a predicted model, not a curated record
AUGUUGGGGUUUGCCAGCGGGUUUUUUUAUGUCAUCAUCAUCAUCAUCAUCAUCAUCAACGACAGCAUGACAUCAGUGUUCAACACUAAUGCUUCACUGCCGUACAGCCAUGACUUAUUUGAAAGCCUUAUUAUGUCGGCACCAUGCGACGAGCAGAUGCUGCAUGCAAAACCGAUGCAUGACGAACGGAGUCAUCAGUCCUAA